CCAUCCAUCCAUCCACAGAGCAAUAGCUCGAUCCGGGUUCAGCAAUGGCAGCUGCUCCUCGAGGACUAGUUCUCCUCGGCGUUUGCGCCGCCGUCCUGAUGGCGUUCGCCGUCCAUGGCGAGGCCGCGUCGGUCGUCGUCGGGACGGCCAAGUGCGCCGACUGCACCAGGAAGAACAUGAAAGCUGAGGAUGCUUUUAAGGGUCUCCAGGUGGCGAUCAAGUGCAAGAACAGCAAUGGCGAGUACGAGAGCAAGGCCGCCGGCAAGCUUGACGGCACCGGCGCAUUCAGCGUCCCGCUCGACGCCGACCUCCACAGCUCCGACUGCGUCGCCCAGCUCCACACCGCCGCCAACGAGCCAUGCCCCGGCCAGGAGCCGUCCAAGAUUGUUCCCCAGUCGGAGGGCACCUUCGUCGCCGUCGCCGGCAAGACCCACUACCCAUCUGCGCUGUGCUCGUCGGCGGCGAUCUGCGGCCCGAUCAAGAAGAAGAUCAUGGACCACUUCCACAAGAAGCCCGUGCCACCGAAGCCCGAGCCCAAGCCGGAGCCUCCCAAGCCGAAGCCCGAGCCGGAGCACCCAUUCCUCGACCACAUCCACAAGAAGACGAAGCACUUCUUCGACCACUUCCACAAGAAGCCGGUGCCACCCAAGCCUGAGCCUAACCCGGAGACCAAGCCUCAGCCGAAGCCACAGCCGGCGCCGGAGUACCACAACCCCACCCCUCCGGCGAACUAAGCGAGCAUUAAUUGAUGAAAAUAUAUCAUCUGCAACGAAAGGUUGCAUGCAUGCAUGUUUGUUUAAUACGUUUGGUGUGGUUGCAUGAUUUCCUGCUAUGUCAGUUUGUAUUCAGCAUGUACGUGUGUCUUUUUUUGGUAAGGUAAUCAGGGAUGUGUAUAUUAUCUGCAUAUCAUAUCUUGUUUUUCUAAUGUACACAAAAUGUGAAUUCCUCUGUUAAA
Messenger RNA from Oryza brachyantha (malo sina), 955 nucleotides. RefSeq names its product proline-rich protein 4-like. The coding region runs from base 45 to 734 and encodes 229 amino acids. The record is from RefSeq and is a predicted model, not a curated record. The transcript is spliced from 2 exons. NCBI's taxonomy places the organism in Eukaryota, Viridiplantae, Streptophyta, Magnoliopsida, Poales, Poaceae.